AUGGACACCCACUCCCAGAUCGUCACAGCUGCAGCUGUUGUACCAGAGAACUUUCACCACGCUGGGGCGAAGGCGGUAGAGAAGAACGAAGGACUGAAACAGGAGCAACAUGAGCUAGAGGAAAGGCAUGGCAACGAAUCACAGCCACGAUCAGAGAACGCAGAAGCCAUGGAAUAUGUCCUGUCAGCUAGGAAUUUGACUGCCCUGAUUACUGCAAUUCGGCUGAUAACAUUUACGACCGGUUUUCAAAUGCAGAUCAUGUCUCCGCUCCUGCCAUAUGUCUAUAGUGAAUUUCGCGCGCAUUCCCUCAUUCCGACCGCCAGCAUUGUGUCAAGUGUCGUCGGCGCAGUUUCUCGGCUGCCACUGGCGAAAGUAUUGGACGUCUGGGGCCGAGCAAUAGGCUUUGCUCUGACACUCCUUAUCUUCACCAUCGGCACCAUGAUGAUGGCAGCUUGCGAAGAUGUUGUGACUUACUGCGUAGCGUCGGUGUUUUUCUGGACGGGCUUUGAUGGCAUGUCUUAUGCCUUGUUCGUACUCAUUGCCGACCACUUCCCCUUGAGGAUCCGCGGCAUCAUGUUUGGGCUGUAUAAUUCACCGUGGCUCAUUACGACUUGGAUUGGCGCUCCAGUUGCAACUGCCUUUCUUCGGGGCGCAGGCUGGAGAUGGUCUUUGGGACAUUUUCAAUCCCGCCAGGCCCCAAAGCCGAAAGGGCCGUCAGGAAGACGUACGCUCUGGGGAUCAUUGAAACACUACUGGAUCGAGUUUGAUUGCAUUGGCAUUCUCCUUUUAACCUCGGGUUUUUCUCUCUUUCUCCUGCCCUUCAGCCUCUAUACGAGGCAGAGUCAGGGCUGGGCAUCACCAAUGAUUAUCUGCAUGUUGGUGUUUGGAGGUGUUUCUAUUAUCUUAUUUGCACUUUGGGAGAAGUAUCUGGCCACCAAGUCCUUCAUCCCUUUCUCACUACUCCAGAGCCGAACGGUUAUCGGGGCCAGCAUCUCGUAUGCAGAAACAUAUAUGGUCUAUUAUUGCUGGACCAGCUAUUUCUCUUCGUCCUUGCAAGUUGUGCAAGGCUUAUCGGUUACGCGUGCCGGUUACGUCUUCCACAUCCACAAUAUUGGAUGGGUGGUCGCCGGAAUUGCGGCCGGUGCCUUGGUCAAGGCAACUGGUCGUUACAAAUGGCUUGCUCUCGCCCUGGGCCUGCCGCUCCAGAUCCUUGCCACGGGCUUAAUGAUUCAUUUGUCCAAGAUUGACUCCAAGACGAGUGCGAUCAUCACGGUCCAGAUAUUCCUGGCGAUAGGUGAUGGUAUAAUCUACAUGUCUUCGGUGAUCGCGGUCAUGGCAACUGUCCAUCAUGAGCACUUGGCCAGUGUGCUGGCCCUCUACAAUAUGAUCGGUACGACCUUCCAAGCCGUCGGGGCAACCAUAUCCGUGGCAAUCUGGACGAGGGCGUUUCCUGAGAACCUCUCGAAAUACCUCCCGGCGAGCGCUCAACCAAAUCUAAUGGCCAUAUACAGCGACCUCUCCACGCAGUUGUCGUACGAGAUAGGCAGCCCUGAGAGAAUUGCCAUCGCCCAGGGUUAUCCGGAGACAAUGCAAAAGCUUUUCAUUACAGGAACUUCUAUCAUCUCCAUCGGAGUCAUUUCCACCGUGAUAUGGAGAGAUGUCAAAGUUUCAAACGAGAAACGAAGCUCCGCAUUCCCUCUGUGA
Molecule: messenger RNA, 1704 nt
Organism: Rhinocladiella mackenziei CBS 650.93
Lineage: Eukaryota; Fungi; Ascomycota; Eurotiomycetes; Chaetothyriales; Herpotrichiellaceae
Exons: 4
Coding region: 1-1704 (567 amino acids)
Biological process (GO): transmembrane transport
Molecular function (GO): transmembrane transporter activity
Source: RefSeq, a predicted model, not a curated record